Molecule: messenger RNA, 411 nt
Organism: Monascus purpureus
Lineage: Eukaryota; Fungi; Ascomycota; Eurotiomycetes; Eurotiales; Aspergillaceae
Source: the annotation of a GenBank genome assembly
AUGGCCAGAACCAAGCAGACAGCCCGUAAAUCCACUGGUGGCAAGGCCCCUCGUAAGCAGCUCGCUUCCAAGGCCGCUCGUAAGGCUGCCCCCUCUACCGGAGGUGUCAAGAAGCCUCACCGCUAUAAGCCUGGUACCGUCGCUCUCCGUGAGAUCCGCCGCUACCAGAAGUCCACCGAGCUCCUGAUCCGCAAGCUUCCCUUCCAGCGUCUCGUUCGUGAGAUUGCCCAGGACUUCAAGUCCGAUCUCCGCUUCCAGUCUUCUGCUAUCGGCGCUCUCCAGGAGUCCGUUGAGGCCUACCUUGUCUCUCUCUUCGAAGACACCAACCUCUGCGCUAUCCAUGCUAAGCGUGUCACCAUCCAGUCCAAGGACAUCCAGCUUGCCCGCCGUCUCCGCGGUGAGCGCUCUUAG